AUGUGGGAGGAGGCCAGGGGACGAUUCUUAGCUCGCACACAAAAUUCUCUCGAUUUAAAGCCGCCUAAAACCAUCGAUGACGUUCGAGAAAUGGUCGAGCAUCGAUACGAUCCUACUUCUCCAGCCGAUUUAGACGAAAAUCACAAACGGGCCAAAGAGAUUGGCUUGACCAUCUUAUCAUGUUUGAAGUUAUUAGGCGGAGUGGCGGCUCAAGGAGCUGAAAUAGUAUUUCAACCUGCUAGCAUUUGCUUCAACGCCAUAUCACUCUUGCUCGACGUCCCAAAAUCCGUCCAUGAGUUUCAUGGCAUGAUCGAUGCCGUCUUCGGCAUUGUUGGUCCCACUCUCAGCCAAUUCAAGAUAUACGAGAGAAUAGAGCUGUUUAGUUCUAUUGAUCCGGAAUUAAACACCGCAAUACACAAAGUCAUGAUCUCUUUUGUCGAUAUAUGUGCCUUGUCAAUAGUACUUCGGAAGGGGAGUAGGUGGAGCCGCUUUAAAGCAGCGACGAAACAGGCUGUACUCAAGGAUGACUCCGGCCUGAAGGAUGAGAUUGAACAAUUCGAGAAACUUAUUCGAGGACAGCAAAAUGUUCAGGCAACCUUGACCCUGGAAGUUGCUCUGAGUGCCAAAGCUGAUCUUACUGCCAUCCUGGGUAAAGCUUGCGAGACGGGAAAGAAGAUUGAUGACAUCGCCAUCGGCAUUUUAGACUUGAAAGAAGUAGAGUCAAAGAGAAGCAUAGAGAGGACUAGACAAGAAAAUCUCGCCAAGAUUCGAAGCAAGUUUGCCAUCGACGAGAAGACUAUUAAUGCUUCCAAGGAAGUUUGCAAGAAGAUAUGGCAACAAUGCGUGACAGGGAGUGGAAGCUGGCUUCGCGACUUAGACGACUACAAGAAAUGGUCUGACAAGGCCGAUUCUGAAGCAAGCCCCUUGCUACUACUUACUGGAGAGGUGCACUCGGGAAAGUCGAGCGUCAUGUCGAUUAUAGCCCAGGAGCUCAAGGCCGCCCAUGAAUCUGCGGGCCAGUCGAAUAUUCGAGCCAUGGUAGCUUAUUAUUUCUUUCCUCUUUUCUCUCGGAAAGCAGACGAAGACAAACGACCGGCAGCAACUGCAGUAAAGCAUAUUGCAUUCCAGCUUGCAGAGCAAGACUCGGGAAUUGCAAAUACCAUGGCAAAUUUUGCGAUGAUAAGCACAGCGAAGCAUAUUUUAGGGACACCAGCUGCAAAGACCUCUGGCGUGGACUCAAGAUUGGAGCUCCCAAACAGGGCACUAUUUAUUUCAUCAUAG
Molecule: messenger RNA, 1281 nt
Organism: Trichoderma gamsii
Lineage: Eukaryota; Fungi; Ascomycota; Sordariomycetes; Hypocreales; Hypocreaceae
Exons: 2
Coding region: 1-1281 (426 amino acids)
Source: RefSeq, a predicted model, not a curated record